This is a messenger RNA of Spodoptera littoralis (African cotton leafworm), 1803 nucleotides long. Lineage: Eukaryota; Metazoa; Arthropoda; Insecta; Lepidoptera; Noctuidae. The record is from the annotation of a GenBank genome assembly.
AUGGAGGAAGAAAAGAAAACUGAACGGAAAAGAAAAAGAUUCGCAGCUCGAUUAAAGAGUUCUAAAGGAAUAACAUGCACUGAAGUACCUGGGCCGAAUAUAGUGCUAUGCAACGGCGGGCAAGCAACAGGGCUAGAGAAAGUAGCUAUAUUUAGUCUAAUUAUGGAACAUGGUUUAAGUAUGACUUUGCCUAAAUAUAUUGCUGAAAAAGGAGAAAGCCAUUCCUUUCUAGUGUUUAACACGAAGGAGGAUGCUUUGUUAUUUUAUAAUAGUUUCAAUGGAACAGCAAAGGCUGAUAAUAAGGGAACACCACUAUAUAUGAACUUUGUUGAAACAGUUCCCAACACAGAAAUAAUAUGCCCACAUGAAAAUCCCAAAGGCCUAUUACUACUUAAUGACUUCAUAACACAAGAAGAAGAAAAAGAAUUCAUAAAACUUUUUGACUGGAAUCCAGAAUGCAAUAAUUUGAAAAACAGACUGGUAAAGCAUUUUGGCUAUGAAUUUAGAUAUGGCAGCAAUGAUGUGGAUCUAAAUAGCCCAUUGAUAGAGAAAAUUCCUGUAGAGUGUGAUAUUUUAUGGAAGAGGUUGAAAGAAAAAGGUUUUAAUGUUGGUGUACCAGAUCAGCUGACUGUGAACAAGUAUUCUCCAGGGCAAGGGAUCCCAUCACAUGUGGACAAGCACAGUCCAUUUGGAGGUACCAUACUGUCACUGUCACUUGGCUCUGAUAUAGUAAUGGACUGGAAACACCACAGCGGCCAAUAUGUACCAACCCUAGUACAGGCAAGAUCUCUACUUGUUAUGCAAGAUGAGGCCAGAUACGACUGGCAGCACGGCAUUCAACCUCGCACUUGGGAUCCAGUCAUCGAGAAUCGCGUAGAAAACUCUCGGAAUAUCAAAGUGAUAACAAAUGACACUGUAACAAGAGGGACACGUAUUUCUCUUACAUUCCGUUGGACUAGGAGUGGUCCUUGUGAGUGUGAAUACAAGACACUCUGCGACAGUGUGGAGAAAGUCUGUGCUGAUAACUUAGAGAAUGAAGUAGCCUCAAAUUUGGAAGAGUUGCAUGUUCAUCAGGUAUAUGAACAAAUAGCAGGCCACUUUAGUACAACGAGACACAAACCUUGGCCUAAGGUGGUGGAGUUCAUGCAAGGAGUGCCACCUGGCAGUGUUGUUAUGGACUUAGGAUGUGGGAACGGGAAGAAUAUACUGAGAAGGAAUGAUAUAGUGCAGAUAGCAGGUGAACGUAGUUCUGGCUUAUUAUCAGAGUGUAAGGAGCACAUCCAAGGUAUAAAUGCAGCGGACUGCGUACGUCUGGAUCUACUACAGGCGCAGUUAAGAGACAACACCGCAGAUAUUGUCAUAUGUAUCGCUGUUAUACACCAUUUUAGUAGCAAGGCAAGAAGGCUACAAGCGAUAUCCACUAUACAUCGUUUACUACGCAAAGGUGGGCGGGCUCUCAUCACAGUAUGGGCCAAGGAUCAAACUAAAUCAAAUUACCUUCUUAAAAGUAAACAAGACCAGGUUAAUGAGACUCAAGCAGAGACUCAGAUCACGGUCGGGGGAGUUAACCUCCCUGUACACGAAAACCGAACACAGUUCAAACACCAAGACCUAUUAGUACCUUGGAAACUAAGAAAAGUAUCAGAAAAUAAACUGUCAAACAACCCAGAAAACACUUUACUGAGAUACUAUCACGUUUUCGAAGAAGGUGAAUUAGAUGAACUAUGUAAAGAGGUCAAUUUCUUAAUCGAAGAUAGUUUCUACGAAGAGGGCAACUGGUGUGUUGUGUGUAAGAAAAAAUAA